Messenger RNA from Oreochromis aureus, 2313 nucleotides. RefSeq lists its product as uncharacterized. The record is from RefSeq and is a predicted model, not a curated record. Bases 572 to 1246 code for a protein of 224 amino acids. NCBI's taxonomy places the organism in Eukaryota, Metazoa, Chordata, Actinopteri, Cichliformes, Cichlidae. The transcript has 10 exons.
AACAACAGCAACAACAACAACAGCAGUGGCAGUAGUUCGCGCACCAAUUGUUGUUGUUGCAGCAGUUUUGGUUAAACCCUUUGUGGCUGAACUGGAAGAUAAAAACAGCCCACAAUUUAAGGCACUUGAGGAGCAAGUGGUAGUAGUGUAUGAAUUCAUCUAUAGACGUCAAUAUGGUUUACUUUUCAGCCGUGUAAUUGUCAUAGCAUUCAGAAAAGCUGGGACGAGAACACGAGCAUCUACUACUGGAAAUAAUAUUGAAGCAGAAGUGCAGGUUGUGUUUAACAGCACAAUAACACCUGCACAAAUCCCAGAGGCUAAAGAUGUUCAACAAACCUUAGUCAAUGCGGUGUCUAACCCCAACAACACUUUCAACCUCAGUAUUGAUAACACAUCCGUCAUAGCAACCCAAGUAAACAUUUUUACAAAGCUGUUGCAGUUCACAUCUGUUGGAGAGACAUUUACAGCUGACUUGCUGAACUCAUCAUCUCCAGCAUUUAGAAAUAGAUCAUCACUGAUAGUGACAACACUUGAACCUAUCUACAAUAAAACAUUUUCUUCAUACCUCUCAAUGAACGUGGCUGAAUUCCGAAAUGGAUCCAUCAUCACUGACAUCUAUAUUCGGUUUGCAUCUACAUCAGCGCCAAAUGACACUGACAUUGCAAAUGUUUUGAUCAAUGCAGCUCCAAACAUAACAGCCUUCAACAUUACCAAUGUUGUUGUCAGUGAUCCAGUUACAGUCACAAAUACAGCGACUCCUACUACCACUACUACUGCAGCAAAUACAACUGCAACGACUCCUACAACCACUACAGCUGUAACAACUACAACUGCUGAGCCAGUAAGAACACUGGCGGUUCAGUUCAGAUCUGUUAAUGGGAUAUUUACAACUGACUUGCUGACUUCAUCAUCCACAGCUUUUCAAAAACGAGCUUCACUGAUAAAGACAUCACUUGAACCUUUCUACCAGGCAAGAUUUCCUUCAUUCCGCUUCAUCAAUGUGACUGCAUUCAGUAAUGGCUCAAUUAUCAAUAACAUGGACAUUGGAUUUGCAUUGUCACUGGUCCCUAAUGCAAAUCAGAUUGCACAAGUUUUGAUCGAUGCAGCAAAGAUAACACCCUUCGACAUUGAAACCAGUUCCAUUCUUGUGGACGGCACACCGUCACAUGGAGUGAGCCACAAGAUCAGUCUCCUCACUGCAUCCUGUAUGUUGUUGCUGUCAUGGUUCCUGUCAGGCCAGCAAUAACAUCUGAGCUGAUGUUCUUGUGAAAUAACUUGAGGAAAUGUCUCCUGUGACUGGGUAUAAAGAAGACUUUAUUCCAACUGAAAAUCCAUGAGGAGCUUCUGAUGAAGAGGAAUCAUACUGUGAUUUAGAACUAAAAUUGAAAUGAACCUGUGUUAUUAAUUACUAAUUAAUCAUUAAUUAAUUAAUUAUAUGUUAUGUAUUCUAUUAUUGUAUUUAUUCUGUUUGUAUUGUAUUGGAUAAUUAUGGCAAAAAAUAUUAGUCUAAGUGAUCCUGAUACAAACAUUUAAAAUUAUUUAAAGAACUAUCCUUAUUAUCGCCAAACAAUAAUUCUCUUAUUUUUUAAAGCAUACUACUUUAAUUAGCAAUUCUCAGGAAAAUUGAUUAGAGAAUACUAUGGCACUUCUUAAGGUUCCUUCAUAGAUUUUUGAUCCACAUAAAACAAAAUCUAAUUCUAAUAAUUAUCUUUUAGGUUUAGGUUCACACAUUACAUUGGAACUGGUUAGUUUAUGGUGAAAUAAGAUUGAAUUCAGUCUAAAAAACAACCUCUACAUGUCUUAUUUUUUUAACCAACAUACUGUCUUUUCGGUAUAUUCAGUGAGUUCAGUGAGGUUGUGACUAAGUGAGAUGUUAUUUUCACAGCUGUAUUAGACCUAUAUAUAGUUUAAAACAAACAUUGAUGUUGGGCUGAGUUUGAAUCAAAUUACAAAUUAUCAACAAACACAGCUGAAUUUUCAUCUGAAUUUUCUCACAAUAUCUCCAGGGCUCAAACACUAAGCUGGCACUAAACACUCAAAUUUCAUUUUUUAUAAAACAACAUCAGCAUGGGACAAGGACAUACAGCAAGGAAGGAAAACGGAAAACACACACAUAUAUACAAAAAUGUGAACCUGUGCAUACAUGGAUGCAAAACUAUACACUCACACAAUUAUAUACAGACACGCAUGCAUACAGGAGAAAGUAAAAUGGAAUGAAUGAAUGGAUGGAUAUAAAUCUCUUGUGUAUUGUUACAUAACUAUUUACUGUAAAUCAAAUUAAGUAAUUAAAAGCCAAUAUUAGUAAAAAGCAGG